Insectozyma verbasci is the source of this 1992-nucleotide messenger RNA. The record is from the annotation of a GenBank genome assembly. Lineage: Eukaryota; Fungi; Ascomycota; Pichiomycetes; Serinales; Debaryomycetaceae.
AUGAACUUAAAUUUUCAAUUAACUAUCGAUCAAGAUAAUAAUCACUUACCUCCAUACUCAGAUAAAGUGAUACUACCGUCUCAUGUCUUAUCGGAUGUUAUUAAAAUUCUUCCAGAUGAAAUUUUACCACAUCCAUUAAUAUUCAAAAUUUCCGCUAUAAAUGAUGGAGAUGUUGAUGAAAAUAGUACAUUUAUAGGAGUUAAAGAGUUUUCUUCACCUGAUAACACAAUACAAGUACCUAAAUAUAUUUAUAAAAAGUUAAAUAUUUCAAUUUCAACCGAUGUCAAUAUACAAUUAAUCCAAAGUGUCCCCAAGGCAACUUCAUUAAUUAUUAAGCCAAGGUAUUUUUACUCAGAUAUACUAAAUUGGAAAUACUUUUUAGAAAACAAAUUAAAUAAAUACUAUACAGUUUUAAAACAAGGUGAAACCAUAAUAAUUGAAGAUAAUGAAUUACGUUAUGAAUUGUUUGUUGAAAAUUUAAAUAAUGGGUACGAUGGGUGGACUAACAUAAUCGACACUGAUAUAAUAUUGGACGUAAUUGCAAGUAAUGAUGAAGAUGCAAAAGCUCAAUUAGAUCAACAACAAAAUAUCAAUGAGGAAGAAAUUGCAGAUUCUGUUGAAUUGGAGGUAGGUAGCUUUUUAGACUCAAAGUUCAAACCAUUAUUGUUUAAAAUUGACUUAACAAAGUUUAAAAGCAAAUUAUUUAUAAAAUUAUCUGGAAGCAAUUUGUUGAAUACUGAUGUAAUUGUUGGAUUUGAUAAGUUGGUAAGUUUAGAAAAUUUCAGAUAUACUACAAUGAAUCAAGAUGAGAGUAUAGAAAAUGGUGAUCUAGAAUUCAAAUACAUAGUAGUGGAUCUCAACACAGAUGAAGUUAUAAACAAAUUGAAUAGAAAUGAUAUAGAUGAUUCAUAUAAAUAUUUGUACUUGAUACCGUUUACAUGGGAUAAUAAUGAAAAUAUUCAAAUUGAAUUGCUAGAAAACUUUCCUAUCGAAACCACACCAAUCAAUUCCGAUUCCACACAAUGUGAAAACUGUUUAAAAUACAUUUCAAACGAUAAAGUCACACUUCAUGAAGUUUAUUGUAAAAGAAAUAAUACUAGAUGUCCUAAAUGCAACAAAGUAUUUUUGAAACAAAUCCCAUCAAGUCAUUGGCAUUGUCCACUAGAUAACUUUCAUACAGAAUCUGAAUUAAUAAAGUUUAAACACAAUAAAUUUUAUCAUUUAAAUAAUUACUCAUGUUGUAAUUUAAGCUUUCCAGAUUAUUUUAAUUUAAUUUUGGAUCAUAAAUCAACUAUUUGUCCAGAAAAAUUGAUCCUUUGUCGAUUUUGUCAUUUAAUUGUAAAACAAGAAUUGGCUACAUAUCAAGAUAAUUUUGAAAAUUUAACUCACCAUGAACAUUUAUGUAGUGUUAAAACGAUUGAAUGUUUCAAAUGCGGUCGAAUUAUAAAACAAAAAGAUUUAACUAAACAUUUAAAAUCUCAUGAUCUUGAUAAGAUAGAAUAUAAUAAAAAACAAUCAUCAAUAAUUAAAUGUUCAAAUAUAAAUUGUAUAAAUAUCAAAAAUGAUUCAAAUGAAUUUGGUCUAUGUGAGUUUUGCUUUGGUCCAUUAUAUAGUACACAAUUUGAUCCAGAUAAAAAGAAAUUCAAAAUGAGAUUGGAGAGAAGAUACAUGAUUCAGUUAUCUAAAGGUUGUGGAAAUGAAUGGUGUAAUAAUUAUUAUUGCAAAACAUCAAAUUUAAAUUUAGUUAAAGAUAAAACUAUAAAAGAUUUAUUGAAUAUGAUCAAUAAUGAGUUAAUAUCAAAGUUGAAUGAGUUCUACUUUUGUGUAAGUCAAAGUAUUAGCAUUAAAAAGGUUCUAUUUGACUUGAUCAAAUCAGAAAAUGAAUAUGGUGAGUCAAUAAUUUUGAAAGCAAUUAAUGAAAAUAAAACGUCUAAUGAUGAAAAUGGUAUAAGGGCAUGGUUAGACGAAAAUGGCAUUAAGAAACAUGACUAA